Molecule: messenger RNA, 4781 nt
Organism: Mugil cephalus (flathead mullet)
Lineage: Eukaryota; Metazoa; Chordata; Actinopteri; Mugiliformes; Mugilidae
Gene: smap2
Product: small ArfGAP2
Exons: 9
Coding region: 338-1774 (478 amino acids)
Biological process (GO): regulation of clathrin-dependent endocytosis
Molecular function (GO): GTPase activator activity
Source: RefSeq, a predicted model, not a curated record
AGAGAGCAGUACCAGUCAGUGAUAGGUUACAGAUGUGCCUCAAAGUCGACACUGCCUUUUGAAAUCUUAGAAAUCACUUGGUGUUAACGUCCCGAUUGAGCUGAUUUGCACCUCAAAUAAACUGCACGCCGGUUGGCUGGGAGGCAAUCAUCCCAUCGCGGUGAAACAAACUCGCCGUGCUCCACAUCGAGAAGGAGGAGGAGGAGGAGGAGGAGGAGGAACGGAGCGCAUCGCCUCAGCAGCUCACUCUGCUUUCAUUUUGUGAAGUAAGGCUCUGUUUGACAAUAGCCGGGCUUGCGUUAUAGAGACGGCUGUGGAGGAGGAGGACCGAGGUGCGAUGAUGACCGGCAAAUCCGUGAAAGACGUGGACAGAUACCAGACUGUCCUCAACUCCUUGCUGGCGCUGGAGGAGAACAAAUUCUGCGCCGACUGCGAAUCUAAAGGUCCGAGAUGGGCAUCGUGGAAUUUGGGCAUCUUCAUCUGCAUCCGCUGCGCCGGCAUCCAUCGAAACCUGGGGGUCCACAUCUCAAAGGUCAAGUCCGUCAACCUGGACCAGUGGACGCAGGAGCAGGUCCAGUGCGUUCAAGAGAUGGGGAACGCCAAGGCCAAGCGGCUCUACGAGGCUUUCUUACCCGAGUGUUUCCAGAGGCCUGAGACGGACCAGUCCGCAGAGAUCUUCAUCAGGGACAAGUACGAUAAGAAGAAGUACAUGGAUAAGGUCAUCGACAUCCAGAUGCUGAGGAAAGAAAAGAGUUGUGACAACAUACCCAAGGAGCCUGUUGUGUUUGAGAAGAUGAAAUUGAAAAAAGACAUCAGCCCGAAGACAGCUACGCAGUCUGUUACAGACCUUCUUGGACUAGAUGCCCCGGCUCCGAGCCCCGCAGUGUCUAAUGGUAGAGGAUGUGUUCCAGACAGUAAUGAGAGCCCAGCGGUGUCUAAUCCAGCUCUGGUACACUCUGGCCUGGAUCUAUUCAGCUCCCUCCCAGCCCCCUCGUCAGCUUCCUCCACAAAAAGCACGCCUGUUUCUACCUCUAUGCCUCAGAGCAGAGUGACUGCUUCAGUGCCAGAGAACCUCAGCUUGUUCCUUGACCCAGCACCCAAAGCAGAGGAGGGCACUGUCAAGAAACUGUCCAAGGAUUCUAUUCUCUCCCUGUACGCCUCCACCCCCUCGGUGCACGCGAGCAGCAUGGCUGCACAUGGCUUGUACAUGAACCAAAUGGGAUACCCGACGCAUCCCUACGGUUCCUACCAUUCUUUAGCCCAGGCAGCCGGAAUGGGAGGCGCUAUGAUGACAUCACAGAUGGCGAUGAUGGGGCAGCAACAGGGUGGCAUGAUGGGCGUCCAGCAGAGCAGCAUGAUUGGAGUUCAACAGAACUGCAUGGUGGGACAGCAGAACGGCCUAAUGGGUGCUCAGGGUGUCAUGGCUCAGCCCGGCGGCGUGGUGCCGUCACCCUACAUGACAGGGAUGGCCCAGGGCAUGAUGGGACAGCAGCAGGGCGGGAUGAUGGGACCGCAGCAGAACGGCAUUAUGGGACAGCAGCAGGGCGGGAUGAUGGCACAGCAGCAGGUUGGGGGUUUGGCCACGUUACCUCAGCAGCAGGUUUAUGGAGUCCAACAAGCGCAGCAGCUCCAGUGGAACAUUGCUCAGAUGACGCAACACGUGGCCGGCAUGAAUCUGUACAACACCAACGGCAUGAUGGGAUACAGCAGUCAACACAUGGGAGGUUCGACAACCCAGAGUUCAACGCACAUGGCCGCGCACGUCUGGAAAUGAGCUCGCCUGUGAGGGAAGCGACGGAACAACACAACGGAGAGGGAGAACAAUGUGAGGAUCAGACUCUUCAUAAAACAUUUUCUAAUGCAAGGGAGGAGGGGGAGACAGGUGAGAAGAAGAAGAAGAAGGUUUCAGAAACCACUACUACCUCUCUUUCUCUCUCCUCUCUGCACACGCGUCCUCUUGCCGACUCAUCCAUAGCCAUGUCCUGCAGAUAUCCAUGUUUGCCUUUUUUUCGUAUGACAAGCAACACAACAGGGUUCAGAGGCCACUGGUUAGGGCUCCACAUUUUUUUGUACCUAGCCAUUACGUGCUCUAAGUUUUGGAGAAUUCCACUAUAAUCAAAGUCAGCAUUGAAGUCAGCCUAGCUUUAAAAGCUAAUCAGUUCGCUGGAUUUUACCUACUAAUGUACACAUAGAAAUGACGAAAACCAUGCUGAACCCUACGUUAACCAUGUUUAGUUUUUUUUAAUGAAUGAUGACCUAACACAUUUAACUACAAUUUAGCAGCAAUCAUAUUAGCGAAAGCGCAACUAUAUCUUUGCUCAGUCAGAUUUCAAUCAUACAGGGCUGAGAGUUAAAGGAUUUUGAGUGGACUAUCUUUUUUAAAGUGAUAUUUCCUCACAUAUGAGAGGGCCAGCUGCUAUUUAUUAUUUAUCAACACACAGCAGCCUAGCUAAGCUAGGCUAGGCUAAGCUAAUCUCCCCUUCAUGCUGCACAAAAAGGACAAAGACAAAUGUAUCUGUCGCUGUUUAAGGAAUAAAAAAAAAAAAUCUGUAAAAAGCCUACCUGUCCAGCAAUAUUUAAAUUAGUGAGUGUUGAUUCAUUCCUAGAUCCUCGCUGUAUCGUAACUUAGAACAGAGGCUACCUAGCCAGCCCUUAAUUAUGAUGUCUUCAUCUCAAUUCACAGAGGGCUUCUCUUAAAACCAACAUUUGCAAUGUUUAAGUGUCAAAAGUCCUGACCUGGAUUUUUGGAGACCAAAGAUGAACACGAGCUUUAUUAUGGCUGUGUUCUGGUAUGCUUUCCUGUAUAGCCACUUAACUAGUGAUUAGUCGAAAUUCAGCAGUCCCGUUUGCUCUUACAAUUCACUGUGCUAUUAUCCCAGUCAAGGGUGGGACACUUUAAGAAAAUGUCACUUGCAUGCACAUGUCAUCAUGUAAGCACACCUCCAGUUUAGUAAUCUACCAAACACGAUAGAGGCCUCAAAUAAUGUCGAAUGUCUGUAAAUGAGAGGAAAAACGAGAGGGGGGGUCUUGGGCGGGGACAAAACAAGGUACAGAUCAUUCAUGUUUCAGAUGCUUCCACUGAACUGCAUGAAAAGAAUGUUUAUCUGAUUGUAUGUACUAUGUGUUGGACGAGACUUCUCCGAAUGUUCCUCUCAACUAUACACGUUGACCCACGUCAAAAAAAAAAAAAAAAAAAAAAAUCUCAACGAAUGUGUGUCCUGAAUGUGUUCAUGAUUGUACCGGACUCGUUUUCAAAUAGACACACAGUUUCUUUUUUUCUUUGUUGAUGAUCUGUCGAGCAGUGUGCAUCUAUUGAAUGUUCCAUGGUCGACGUCCGUUUGUGGUGAACCGUUUCCUCCGUCCGGGUUUUGCUGUUUUAACUGUCUUGCCGUCGAGUUAGGAGCAAAUUGUGACCAGGCCCCGAAGCAUUUUCAGGUUAUUCUUCAGUGUUUACAACCUGUAAAGUGUCUGCAACCUUGGCCAGGUUGCGUUGUGAAGCCGAAAGUGAUUGUAUGACCACACUCUGUCACCCCACCUCUAUUGCUGCCUUUUAAUGGAACUACUGAGUUUGUGGUCAUGACGAGUCAUUGGAACAAAUGCAUGGCGUUCAAGUGGUAACAUCGCGUUAAGGUGCCACUUCUCGGGAACUGUUGGCGUCUAGAACCCAUCAAGGCGACUACUUUGGGAAGGGAAUGACUGGGUAACUUGAUUAAGAGAAUCCAGAUUUUAUGAAAACUGCGUAUGACUAAGUUACAUGCUGCCUUCUUAUUGGAGGUUGUGGUCAUGACUGGUUGAGUACAAAAUUACACUUACUACGUCAUGAAAACCUUGUACAAAUGAUGUACAAAUCAUUAACCAAGCCCAACCCCAUCUGAAGGCAGCAAACACGUCAACAUUUCCAGUCACGAGGUUGCGAGGAGGCCGUUCAUAUGGACUCGACCUCAUUUGAAGACAGCAAAUGUUUCUGUGUCUUCUGUUUCUCACUUCUUCAAGUCGUCUCUCCAUCCUGGUUUCUGUCUUCUAGAUCUGCCACUUUCUUAUAAAUGCAUGAAGCCAUUAGUGUAAAUAAUAUUUCCUUUUUUUUCUCCUCCAUAAAACUAUUUUGGUGUUAUGUUGCUGCUUUCCCAGUGAGGCGGUAAUAAUGUAACAGGUGCCGCUGAGAGAGAAAUAAACCCUGUGGUGUAAUAGCCCAAUAAAGCAGCACAGCCUUCACUAUUCUGAAACUCAUCCUCUGGUCCUUACAUUUAUUUUCCUUCAAAUUUAGCCCACUCGGUGGCAGUUGAGGCGCCGGUGUGUCGGCAGCAGCAGACAACCUCCCUGCUCAGAGCAAUAUUGCCGUAAGAGAAAGUGUCGUCACUGCUCUGCAGCAGCAGACCUGUCGGCAAACGAUGACAAGUAUCUGGAAAGGCAGUAAAAAAAUUCAACCUCUGUGGGCUGUAAGGCUUCACCUGAGCUUUAUAUUUAUUUAUUCGCAAUUAAUUGUUUUUUUUCUUUUUUGGUCCCGUUCCGUUUCCUGCGAAAUAAAAGCAAAUGAAGGAAUGUAUCUUUUUAUGUACUUGUCAAUCAAGAUGUUGUAAAUUUUAUUCUUUAUCAGAAUAUCGCUGUAUAUCAUGUUUCUUAAAGAGGAUUGAUGAAUCUGUAUAUUAGUUUGGCAUUUUUUUCUCCACUUGCUUUGGCCUGUUUGGUCUCAUGUCUUCACAACUUCAAUUUAAUAGUGUGUAUGAAUAAUAUGAUACUUGUCCCUGUGAAAACAUACAAAAUAAAUAUUGUUUUGAUUAAAA